Molecule: messenger RNA, 1433 nt
Organism: Raphanus sativus (radish)
Lineage: Eukaryota; Viridiplantae; Streptophyta; Magnoliopsida; Brassicales; Brassicaceae
Product: probable acyl-activating enzyme 17, peroxisomal
Exons: 9
Coding region: 1-1206 (401 amino acids)
Source: RefSeq, a predicted model, not a curated record
AUGGCGGAAGAAGAGAAUUCACUUGAAUAUACACCCACAUGGGUCGUAGCAGGCGUGGAAUAUAUUGCUGUAGAGAAACCCGCAGGAGCUUGCACGAACAUCCUUUUCUCAUCAGGAACCACCGGUGAGCCAAAGGCUAUCCCAUGGACGAACAUUUCUCCUCUGAAAUCUGCUGCCGAUGCUUGGUGCCAUAUGGAUGUUCAUCAAGGAGAUGUUGUUGCUUGGCCGACCAACCUUGGGUGGAUGAUGGGUCCGUGGCUCGUUUAUGCUUCCUUGAUAAAUGGGGCUUGCAUAGCAUUGUACAACAGUUCACCUCUUGGUCCUGCCUUUGCCAAAUUUGUGCAGGAUGCUGAGGUAACAAUGCUAGGUGUGAUACCAAGCAUUGUUCGGACAUGGCAACACUCAAACUCGACUUCUGGCUAUGAUUGGUCACGAAUCCGCUGUUUUGGUUCCACUGGUGAAGCUUCGAAUGUAGACGAGUAUCUAUGGCUGAUGAGCAGGGCUCAUUACAAACCUGUGAUCGAGUAUUGUGGCGGAACUGAGAUUGGAGGUAGUUUUGUCACUGGUUCUUUGCUCCAGCCUCAGUCUCUGGCUGCUUUUAGCACUCGUGCCAUGGGUUGCAAGCUUUUCAUUCUCGGUGAAGAUGGCAAUCCUCUUCCUCCAGACGCAGAAGGAGUAGGAGAAUUGGCUCUUUCUCCUCACGUGUUUGGAGCUUCGAGCAGUCUCCUGAAUGGAAAUCACUACAACGUUUACUUCAAAGGAAUGCCCACCUUCCAAGGACAGGUUUUAAGAAGACACGGAGAUUUAUUUGAACGGACUUCAAAAGGAUACUACCGUGCUCACGGACGUGCUGAUGACACGAUGAAUCUUGGUGGUAUAAAGGUCGGUUCUAUUGAGAUCGAACGAGUGUGUAACUCCGUUGAUGAGAGCGUCCUGGAAACAGCAGCGAUCGGUGUUCCACCUCCCACUGGAGGUCCUGAGCAGCUAGUAAUUGCUGUUGUGUUCAAGGACCCAGAGUCACGGAACCAUAACUUGAACCUCAUGAAGAAGUCCUUCAACUCUGAGAUACAAAAGAAACUUAAUCCAUUGUUCAAGGUGUCAUCUGUUGUGACUCUGCCUUCCUUACCUAGGACGGCCACAAAUAAGGUUAUGAGAAGAGUUCUAAGACAACGGCUUACUCAGACUGGUCUAAACUCCAAGCUAUGAGAGACUAUUGUUUGCCAUUAACACACAAAACAUUUGGUCUUUUGUUGUAUCAAUCUACAUCCAUGUCUACAUCAAUAAAUGAUUUCUCAAUUCACAUACAGCAUGUGGAAUUGGUCUUCUGUGAGUGUAUCAAGAGAUCCAUAAAUGUAGAGCCAUCCUUGAUGUGAAUAAUGUACUUGUCCUGUAAUGUAACGUAAUUUGUCAAUUAUUGGUGUUCUGGUGACCAA